Messenger RNA from Anopheles arabiensis, 6535 nucleotides. RefSeq names its product tyrosine-protein phosphatase non-receptor type 4 (gene Ptpmeg). Gene Ontology annotation, cellular component: cytoskeleton. The record is from RefSeq and is a predicted model, not a curated record. Gene Ontology annotation, biological process: protein dephosphorylation. Bases 1452 to 4790 code for a protein of 1112 amino acids. NCBI's taxonomy places the organism in Eukaryota, Metazoa, Arthropoda, Insecta, Diptera, Culicidae. The transcript is spliced from 10 exons. Gene Ontology annotation, molecular function: protein tyrosine phosphatase activity; protein binding.
ACAGCCGCAAACGGUAGAAACCAGCAAGAAGAACAACCCCGAAGAAGCGGAUAGAACUUUUUUUAAUCAUACGCCUACUUUUUCCACUGCUUGGUACGAGUUUCCUUUCGUUUGUGUUACCGAUUUGUGUUGCCGCUCGGUUUCCCGGUUUUCGGUCGGUUCGUUCUGCGAGACAUCCUCCCUUUGUCUGUCCAAGCAAUAGCAUCCGCGCAGGCCGUUUUUAUUUGGUGAAUUUACACGAGCUUACCAUUUGCAGCAAGCGCGUCCAUCGCCUUCCCUUCCGUUCUCGUUCCGCUAAGGGGGACGGCCGUCGUCCUGUUUUCGCUCGCUCUUCUACCUCGGGAUCGGCAGCGGCAGUGUUGUGUAGCCAAGAAGACGGCUUUAGGAAACCGGAUUCUGUGCACCAUAGAACGGCUUAACGGGAGUGAACAAAAAAAAAGUACAACACCGGAUGUGAUUAAUUUCGGUUUCGUUUUCGGAAGAAUGUUGCGCACAUAAAGUGUUCGGGGUCGGGGCGUCGUCGUUUUAGCUACAGUGAAUGCAAAUAUAUUACCGCUACCCCAAGCGUGCGUGUGUGUGUGUUUGUGAUUUUCAAUCGAAUUAAUCCUCCAAGCGAAUGCGAAUCAUCGGAUCAAGCAAUCCGCGAGUGUGAGAGAGCGAGAAAAACGACUCGCGGGGUGCAACCAUCAUCAAACCGCCGCCAGCCGCCGCAAGUGGUUUAUGGCUGUGUGCAUCCGCGCUGCACACUAGACCGUGCGCCUGUGCGUGUGUGUGUAUCGUUGCAUACAAACCCGCGCACUUGGCUACCUGUUCGAUCGCACUGCAGCGUAGGAAGCUGUGCCGGAACGGGAAAGGAGGAGGAAGCCGAGCAAAAAAACAACAACCACCUUCAUCUCGGAACACGUUACCCCCCUGUUCCACCUGCUAGCCAGUAGUGUGUGAAAGAAGAAGAAGAAGAAGAAGGAUGAGUGGUGCAUCCAAGUGUGCUUAGAGGAAAAAGGAUUUAGCCGCCAGCAAGCCCUUGAGCUGUGUUUGUAUGCGUGUGUGUCGCUGUGUGCUUUAUCCGACCGAACGAAACGCCAUCCCCCGGCACCAGCAUCCGUCCGUCCGCGUCCGUCCGUGCGCCCUUUUUGUCAAUUACCCAUACACCGCACCGCAAACAACCUUAGGCAGCAGCAGCAGGAACCCCCGGGAUACGGGACAAGAAAGUUGAUCUGUUUACACUUGCUCUUGCCAUCCGACGUCUUCGGGGACCGGAAAGGGCAAUACAAAAAAGCUAUCUUUCCCCAACACGGCCCCACCGCAGUACAACAAGAAGCAAAAAGCACGCGAGACACAAAGCAACGAUCGGGGCGGCCCUCAUCAACUCCUUAUCACAACGCCCACCCUCGCGCGCAGCACCCCGACCCCGCCCGACCGAGCUCCGAUGACGGCGACGAUGCUUGCCAGCGAUGCUUGAGCGCGUCCGGUUCGGUGGUUUCAGUGGCACGUACAAAGUAAGGGGCGCCGAGCUGGCUCGCGACAGGAAAACGCAAACGAAACCGGUGACCGUACUUUUCCUCGAUGAAAGUACGCACACGUUCCACCUGGACAAGCGCGCCAAGGGCGCCGAACUGCUCGACCAGGUCUUCCAGCACGUGGAGCUGUCCGAGCGGGACUACUUCGGGCUGCAGUUCCCCUCUCCCGAUGAUCUGCACGCGGUGGGCAAGGGUGCGGCGGCAGGUGGCGGGGGCGAUCCGGCCACUGCCGGUGGAUCGACCAGCAGCAGCAGCGGCUCGAGCAGCAGCACAACAGGACCGAAGGGAGGAGGAGGAGGCGGCGGUGUGGCGGACGGUGGUGGCGGUGGUAGUACCGUUGUCUCGCCGGGGCCGGGGGCACAGUUCCCGACCGGACGGCAGCCGGUCCGGUGGCUCGAUCCGAACAAACCGUUGCGCAAGCAGCUAAACGAUGCGCGCACCGGCCGGCAGCAUGCGGACGGGGGGCCGCUGGUGCCGCUGCUGCUGUUUCGCGUCAAGUUCUACGUCACCGAUCCGAGCCGGCUGCACGAGGAGUACACGCGGUACCAGUUCUAUCUGCAGAUACGGCGCGAUGUCUAUCAGGGCCGGCUGCCCGUCACACUCAACACUGCCUGCCUGCUAGCCAGCUUUACCGUGCAAGCUGAACUAGGCGAUUACAAUCCACUGGAGCAUACGGCCGGCUAUCUGAGCGAAUUGCAGCUACUGCCGGAGCAGACGGAGGAAGCGGAGCAUCGCAUUUCAGAGCUGCACAAACUGCAUCGCGGCCAGCUGCCGGCCGACGCCGAGUACAACUAUCUCGAGCACGCCAAACGGCUCGAGCUUUACGGGAUCGAUUUCCAUCGGGCAACGGACUCGUCUGGCAAGGAGCUAGCGCUCGGUGUGUCUUCGCUCGGCUUGCUGGUGUACCAAAACGGUACGCGCAUCAACACCUUCUCCUGGUCAAAGGUGGUAAAGGUGUCGUUCAAGCGCAAAGAUUUCUUCAUCCAGCUCGCACGCGAACCGUCCGAACACUACGACACACUGCUUGGCUUCAGCAUGGGCUCGCACCGUAACGCCAAGCUGCUGUGGAAGGCUUGCGUCGAGCAUCAUUCGUUUUUCCGACUGAAGAAACCACACCGUUCACCACGUUCCUUCCUGCCACUGACGCUGCGUUCGAAAUUCCACUAUUCCGGCCGCACCGAACUGCAAGCCGUAACGGAAAGCCGGCAGCGGGGCAAGGUGGCAAAAAUAUUCAUCCGUUCGCCCAGCCGGCGCCUGCUGGCCACCAUUUCGCAGCCCCAAUCGCCUCAGCUGAACGGCAAUGGGGCAAGCGGGGGUACGGCAGCGGACGGCAGCGCUACGGGCGGCUCGGGCAACGAGGCAAGCAACGGUGGAGCGACCAUCGGCUCGGCUGCUGGCAACAAAAACCAGCUCACAUUGCUGGCGAUCACAAAAGCGACGCGCACGUACGACAAGGUUACCUCCAAGACGCCCUCGUCGAUGCCACGCAAAGCCUGGGAGCAGCAGACGGACGAUCCUACCUUCAUCGAACACUGUGCCCGCACAUCCGUGCCCAUGUACGAUUCGCCUCCGGCCUACGCCGGUCUCAAUGGGAACAGUUCGGGCAAUGGAAUGGCAGCCGAUGACGAUAGUGCCGGCCUAGUGACGAUCCACCUGGUGGCCGACGAGCAGGGCCGGUUCGGGUUCAACGUCAAGGGCGGCAUCGAUCAUGGUCUGCCGAUACUGAUUUCACGCGUCGCACCGCACACACCGGCCGACAAGAGUACGCCGCGCGUCUGCGAAGGCGACCAGGUGGUGCGCAUUAAUGGGCGCGACGUGGGCACGAUGGCGUACGAGCAGGUGGUCAGUUUGAUCCGGGCCUCGCGCGAGUAUCAGGGCGGUGAGCUGCUGCUGACGCUGAAACCGAAUGCCUUAAUCGACUACCCGGAGGAGGAACCGCUGUACCAGUACGUGCCGGAGGAGAGCGACAUCGUGCGGGCGGGCCUGCUGAACGGUGACCAGCUGUUCACGCAAUCGCUGCUGCUGCUGCGCGAUGGGCUAGCUUCCGGUGCGCUGCUGGCACAGUACGAGCAGCUGUAUCGGAAAAAUCCCGAGCUCGCCAUUACGGAGGCACGCAAGACGGAAAACAUGGGCAAAAACCGAUACCGUGACAUAUCACCGUACGACUGUACGCGCGUCGUACUGCAGCACGCGGAAAAUGGCGACUACAUUAACGCGAACUACGUCAACAUGGAGAUACCGCCGGCCCGGAAAACGAACCGCUACAUCGCGACGCAAGGCCCACUCCCGACCACGGUGAACGACUUCUGGCGGAUGGUGCAGCAGGAGAGCAGCCACCUGGUCGUGAUGCUGACGACGGUGAAGGAGAGCGGCAGCACCAAGUGCCAUCAGUACUGGCCGUCGGCCGAGGACGAUCCGCUCGUACCGUCGCCCGGCUUCUCGAUCAGCUGCCUUACGGAGAAGCCGGACGAGACGGGCAGCUUCGUGUUUCGCGAUCUCGUCAUGACGGACGAGCGCACGAAGGAGACGCGCACGAUCCAGCACAUGCAGUAUCUGGCCUGGCCGGACCAUGACGUGCCGGCCGACCCGAACCUGUUCCUUCAGUUCACCGAGCGGGUGCGGUCGGCGCGUGAAACCACGCUGCCGCUCGAGAUCGAGGCCAGCCUGAAGAACGUGAAGCUGCGCAGCGUGGACGAGAAUGGCGGGCUGGACAACUCGGAGCGCCGGAUCGUGCACACGGACAGUGACGACAGCCCGAACGAUAUGCCGUCCUCCACGUCGGUGCAUCAGUAUAUUAGUGCUUCUAAUCCGCCAAUCAUUGUGCACUGUUCGGCCGGAAUUGGCCGGACCGGUGUGCUGAUACUGAUGGACACGGCACUGGCACUGAUGGAGGUACGGGAACCGAUCUAUCCGCUGGACAUUGUGCGAGCGAUGCGCGAUCAGCGACCCUGCAUGGUGCAGAAUGUGAGUCAGUAUCGCUUCGUGUGUGAGUGUAUCUGUGCGGCGUACAUGCAGCAGGCAGCCAAGGAGCAGGAAGCGUCUGCCCCAAAUUCUCCCACGGAAACGCGCAAAGCGACGUCAAAAACGACCCCCACCACUGGCUCACCAACUAAUGCCGCUGCACCAAAGCCCGUGCCGAGCAUAGCGUCGCCGGAGGAAACGAUGCUCGAUACGCCCGCCGACAGCGAACGCAAGGCACCGCUGGCAACGGAAACGACUAGCAUCAGUACGGCCACCGUUUCACCGUCCAAUGGGCACGAGACGGUCGCUUAGAGAAGCCCCACAGCCCCACAGGCUGAAGCUUGGCCUUGAGCGGUUGGCAACCGUUGGAAGAGGAAAAACAAAACGGUAUUAAUUUAUUUCAUCUUCGCAUAUCUCUGUGUUUUUCCCGCCCGACCUCAGCCUCGGAAGGGAGUGCCCGGUAGUGGUUUGGUAAAAACACAAGUACGUUUAGACUCGUAGUGUGUCCCUUCGACUACGGCGCUUCCAGGGGGUCGUGGAGCAGUUGGGGCUCGAGGUUCGUCUUUCUUAGUCUUACACGUUGCGUGCGUAUAUUAUUCGAAUUAUGUAACCUAUCGUGACCUCGUGAUGUUGACAAUUUGGAUCGUGUUCUGCACUGGAAGGCGCCGACACUCACAAAGCAAUAGAGCGAAAGAGAGAGAGAAGGAGAGAGAGAGAGAGAGUGUGCACGCCGUACGCAAACGAACGAAACGAAGUAAUAGAACAAGUUGUGAUUUAAACAGUAUACCGUUCUUGCGACGCUAGAGACGUAAGGAAAAGAAACAGAUCGACCGAACUACAAUAACGUGGAACGUCCGGCGGAGCCGCCGCCGGCGUGUGAAGUGUAGUGCAUCAUCGGCGGUGGUGACACGUGUUAAAGUUGCAGCUGCAGCAUCCCUCUAUCAUCCCAUACGCUAAUGCUUCCGUUUAUGUUUAUGAAAAGAAAAAAAAAAUUCAACAAACAGAACCUUGGAUGGAUAUACACAAUCAAACACACACACUCACUCACACACCAAGCAACCGAUCCGACCGAAGCAAGACUAUUCUGAACGUUUUUUAUAAACUGCACCGAAAGCCUUUUUCGAAUUUAUGUGAGAACAAAUAAUAAUAAUAAUAAUAAUAAUAAUAAUAAUAUUAAUAAUAAUAUUAAUAAUAUUAUAAUCAACAAAUGACGCGAAUCGAGCAAUGCAGCAGAGCUCCAGAGUAUAUGAAUGAAUGAACGAUAGAAGAGGAAGCGAAUAGAGUAGAACACUAUUAGAGCGCACUGCUUUUGGGCAAUGCAUCCCGACCUCUGAACCCUCUUGUCAGGAUUGUGAAUGUGUUAUUUAUAAUCGCUAAGAAAUACAAACAACACACAAAACAAAACAUCAAGUGCAUCGUAAUACGCGAAAACAAAUACCCGUUGGUACAAGAUAGUGUGGCCACACGCGAACAGAGUAGGACCCAAGUGCGUGUUCGACGCAGCGAUUGGUUGGUUAAGCAGCAAAACAAUAAUCGAACAUUAGAGCGGACGCACAAGGGCUGCAGGAGCAGGAGGCAGGAGCAAAAGUAUGUUGGAGUUGAAUUGUGUGAAAUUUUACGAAGAAAACACUCUAUAUGUACACGUGCUGAAGCAGCGUUGUGUUACAGCAGGCUUGUUACAACCCAGAGUUAGUGGUCCGUUGAAAGAAUACAAACGUUUGAGAUUUAUCAAUUAAAUGAGAACGUAUUGAAUGGCGAAGCUGGCAGCAGCAGCAUCAGGGACGGUAUUUUAUUAAGCUAUGCUGAACUUGUUUCGAAACCAAACCUCGGUAGCAGCAGCAGCAGCAUUUUGUGGGCUACAGCCUCUCUUGGUGCGUACCGGAACACAGCAACUUGCAUAGGAGAGUGCUUGCAUAGAGCAAUAAAUGAAUAACAGCAGUCAAUGUUUCAACAGUGGGUGUACGUUUGCUAAGAAAUAGUAUUGAUUAAGCCGUGAGUGGACAAGGAUGCCGGGUAUGAAUCAAUAAAUGAAAUACGCGAUACGCAAUGGAACGAAA